GUAUAGAGAGUUCAGCAUUGUUUAUAUUCUGGUCAGAGGUCUGUGAUUAAGUGUGAUUCUGGUUUAUCUCAAACGAGUUGUUCAUAUUGUUUUAGUCUAGUCUUCUACUCGCUAAAGUCUACACCUAAUCUAAACAAUCUAGAUAAUAAGAUAUUUAUUGGAUAGUGAUGAGUUGGAAUAAUGAAGUAACUUUUUAUGUAAUCCAACAAGUCUACUCUAAGUCUAAGUCUCUAAGUCUAAAUCAUAAUUCAUAGUAUGAAUCAUAGUAAUUUAAGUAAAUGAACUACUAAAUGAGUAAACUUGAAACUAUCUUUCUAUAUAAUAUUACUACAGUCACAGUAUAGACUAUAGAUAUCAUAUAGUUACAAGUAGACCUUUCUCUCUAUAUAUAUUUAUAAUAUAUACUAGACUCUGGUAUGAUUAUUACUAAUACUAAUAGUUAGUAAUAGUAUACUGUUUACUAUACUAUAUAUAUAUUAUACUAUAAUAUAUUAGUAUAUAAUAAUAUAAUACCAUAGAGUCAGAGUAUAGAUAGUAUAAUAUUAUAGUUACAAGUAGAAUCUUGAACUUGAAAUUAUCUUCACUUCUCUGGACUUAAGGCAAGCAGGCAUGCCUCAACGAAAUGACAUGUUCUUGUGUCUACCCCGUUACCAGGACGACUGUGUGGGUUUUUUUGAUUGAUCAUGGAGUUUACAUGCUGGACUCGUUAAAAUAGCGUUGUGUGCAGCAUCGAGAGUUGUGGGCCCCAUAUCAAGUGAGGCUCACCUUUGAGACAUGCUUGGGGUCUACACUUCGGUGCUUCUCGCUGGUUCACGAUGAAAGACACACAAGACGCCGACGAUGACCGGAAGAGCACGAAGACCACCGAGCCCCUGCACAGCAGCACAAACCACAACAACAAUCACACCGGGGGCCGCCAAGCCGAAGACGACGUGGCCGACGGCCGUCGCAGCAAGACGCCCCAACCGGCGGCGCCAGCCUCGGCCAACCGCCUUCACCGCAGCAGCACCGAGGCCAGCGUCGGCACCACGGUCACUACCGAGGAGAGUCAACAGAACGUAAGGUUGACACCGUAUGAGAGACUGAGUCAGGACCUGGCCAAUGACCAGAGGGUUGUCCGUGAGAUCACUCUCGGCCGUCGAAUAGCCUUCUACAGGAUUCGUGGAGAGAUCGGCUCUGGAAAUUUCUCCCAGGUCAAGCUUGGUAUUCAUGCGUUGACCAAAGAGAAAGUGGCCAUCAAAAUACUGGAUAAGACAAAGCUAGAUCAAAAGACCCAGCGACUGCUGUCUCGUGAGAUCACAUCCAUGGAGCGGCUCCACCACCCGAACAUCAUCCGUCUUUAUGAGGUAGUGGAGACACUGGCCAAGCUGCACAUCAUUAUGGAGUAUGCGGGAGGUGGGGAACUCUUCACCAAAAUCUCCAAUGAAGGAAGACUUCCAGAGGCAGAUGCCAAAAGUAUAUUUGCUCAGUUGGUGUCAGCAGUGGAACACAUGCAUGACAACAACAUAAUCCACAGAGAUCUGAAAGCUGAAAAUGUUUUCUAUGCAAAUUCAAAAUGGAUUAAAGUUGGAGAUUUUGGUUUCAGCACCAUAGCACGCAAUAGUGAGAUGUUGAAUACUUUCUGUGGCUCACCACCUUAUGCAGCGCCAGAACUGUUUAAAGAUGAACACUACUUUGGAGUGUUUGUAGAUAUAUGGGCACUAGGGAUACUUCUAUAUUUCAUUGUGACUGGACUAAUGCCCUUUCGGGCUGAAACUGUUGCCAAGCUGAAGAAGUGCAUACUUGAAGGAAGCUAUAGUGUGCCAACGUAUGUGUCUGAUAGGUGUGUCUUUCUCAUUCGCAGCAUUUUGAAGCACAUUCCACAGGACAGGUUUACGAUAGCUGAGAUCAAGAGAAGUGAAUGGUUGGAGAAUCAAGAAUUCCCCGGUCCACUAGACCCUUACAAUUUAAACCCAAGUCUGGAUCCUACUGUGAUCAAUGAGGAGGAGCGUGAAGCCAGAACUGUUUUAGCGAAUCUGGGGAUCACGGAGGACCACUUGAAACAAGCAAGCAUCAGGGACUCAAGGAGUAGUAUCACUGGGACAUAUCGCAUCGUCCUGCACCGAGUGCAGAAGAAAAACUCUGGGCUUCUAGAAUCCAUGGUUGACCCAGUGAUUGACAAACGGGAAUCAAACUCAAACUCUGUUAUUGAGAAGAGACGGCCAAAACGAAGCACACACUACAAUAAUGCCAGAUCUGUUGGAAGUAAACCUCAGUCACGGACAUGCACUAUACUGUGAAUGAAAUGUGAUAAAUUCUAAAUUAUAAAAUACAAAUGUGAUAUAUUCCUCAUUGUGACUUUGAACUACUGUACAUAAUGAAUGUAAUACAUACACCGCUCCUGGAUAGAGCAGAUUCAACAAAAGAUAAUCUUCCAUAUACUGAAGCUUUGAAAGGCUGAGCUGUUUCAUUAAAACUAAUUGUUGAUUUUUUUUGGCACAAAGAAAAAGGUACAAAUCUUGUUCAUUUUAAUAAUUAUUGUCAUUAUUUUGUAACUAUCUGUUACACUUUACAAAGUUAAUGUUAUUUGGAAUAUAUAUUUAAUUACACAUAUACAUGACAGGUAAUAGGCAUAAUAGAGUUCUCACCCUUUUUUUGAAAUAUCAAAACACUAAUUAAAUAUUCAACAAUACUUUUAAAUUAUAAAGUAUUCUUGACAUAUGGUGGCUCUGAUAUUGAAAUAAAUUUGUCUACAAUACAGUUCUGGUUGGAUAAAUACUAGCUGAUACUGGAAGCCUUUUUAAAUAGUCAAGUAGUUAUUGGUGUUUUACUAUCAAGAAUAGAGCUAUCAAACUAAACUUAAUUCUUUUGACUCCCAGUGGAGCAUAGACAGCAUUAGUACUUUGCCUCAGACUGAGCUGGGUGAUUCUUCUCAUUGGGGUAUAUGUCCAUCCUAGGGCUAAGCACUUGGCUGCCAAAAUGAAACUUACCUUAGAAUUCUCUCUCAGGAUUUAAGAUACCUCCUCUAUUGGAUUCCUGACAUUUAUUAGGAAAAGUUAAAGGGUUUAGUCAUUGUGAUGGUCACUUUCAAGUACCAUUUGCCUCAGAAACAUGGAAAUAUUACUUCACUUAUCUUAUAGAACUCUUAUGGGUCAAGAUCAUUGAAUACCUUACCACUGCAUAUUUAUAAUCUCUUUAGCCUCCUCAGAAUAGACAGAUCUUCUCUCCACAUUAUAAAUGCCUCCUCAGAAUAGACAGAUUUUUUCUCCACAUUUUAUUUGCUCGUGCAUAACUUGUCACAUUUCAAAAUUCAUCUGAGCUAAUUAACUUGACAUAUCUUGACCAAUGCUGGACAUUAGUCAAUGUUGAAACUUAAUUUGCUUCAAAAUGCUCACUCGUUUAAAAAUGUGUAUGAGUAUAUUACCACAUCAUUAAGAAAUGCUCACUGUUCAAUUAAGAAUGUUUUGUUUAGUUUUUUUAUUCCUGACUGGUUCAUAAACACGUACAUGUCUAGACUGUUUCAAUGUUUACACUUCUCUUAAGAUUAAUUAGACCAUCUCUCAUCGCUUUUCAUGUUUCCUAAGUUGUCAAGUGGUAGGCGCCUUUUUAAAGUCUAUGCUAUGAUAAAUUACUAUGUGCUCUUUCACUCCUAGUGCCAUUAGAGCAUAAGAUCAGUUUUACAACUUUUAUGUUACUGAAUAUAUUUUUGUAUGUAUUUUAUAUUAUCAAAGCUUCUACUGUUUUUAUGCUAGCUGUUAAUUUAAACUUGUUAGCACACAACAUCACCAGAGUUUGGGCUGUUAAAAACAAUAUAAUUUAAGCAAUAGAAUUGGUAACUUAAAAGAAAUGUUGUGAUGAAUUAAACUUUAUAAAAUGCAAAGUAAAUUUAGCUGAAUUGGAAAUAAUUCAUAGCAAUAAUCCACAUUUAUUCUAGUAUAAUAUCUAGACAUUAUUUAUUUUUUAAAGUCAAUCAAAAUCUUUUUACAAGAUGAAUUUUGUGAUACUAUGGCAAUAUUUACAUAUAUCGAAAAGAUCAUAUUCAUAUCAUAUAUUUUUAUCUCCUUUGAUUAGUUCAGCACAACACUUUGGACUCAUUUUUUUUCCUGUUUUAAUAAUAUGCUGGCAAAUUAGUUUCUCCUAUACAAAACAUUUUUAUUUAAACUCCUGUUAAAAAAAAUAGUUAAUUAACAUGGUACUAGACAAUAUGUGGAUAUUCUUCUAAAUAGAUCUACAUUAUUGACUUUGUAAGCCACCAGAAGAGCAACAUGGAAUUAUAUGCAUUUAUUAAUCCUGGUCAGAACUCUAGCAGUAUUGAAUAGGCUUGAACGUUGUCCCAUAUCUAUGAAUACUUGCAUUAUAGAAUUUAACUCACAGUGAAUUGAUGUGCCAUUCUUCAUCAAAUUCAGUCAAAUCUUUUUUUUUUCAUUUCUUUCUCUUUAAUGCACAUUUAGUAACAUUUGUUUGUUUGUUGCGCUGAACAUUGUAUUGCUUUAGAUAUCAUGAUUCAAUAUUCCUUAUUUGAUGAAGCAGAGACGUUAUUUAGUCUUGGUAUAUUUUAUUUACAUAUGUGCUCAGUGCUAGCCCUAAACAUGUUUGUAAUAAAUUGUUUUUAGUUGUUAUAAAAAAGUACCCACAAUGCCCUGUAUACAUCAGCUAACCAGAAUAGAAAUCUUGUUAAGAGGGUUGGAUUGUUAGAUAUGUAACAGUAAAGAUAACACAUUUUAAAAAAUCUAUUUAUAAGUCUUUACUGUGUGAAACAGUGAUAUGAUUCACUUAAAAAUUUUAUUCAUCUGGAUAAAUAAUUUAUUUCAUUUUUCUCAAAUAAAAUAUUUAUCAAUCAAUAAAUAAAAAAAUGUGUACUUUUUAAAAAAUAGAUUUUCUCUUAAAUAAUUUGAUUAUUUAAUUGGUUUAUUUCAAAUAUUGGAAAGUAAGUUCACAAAGGCUUGUAUUGAUAUUUGCUUGAAACUAUGACAAAUUUUAAUAUUCUGGUUUUAACAGUUUGUGAUGUUCCCAGACAAAUACAGAUAUUGAUUUGACUGAGUAAUCUAUUUGUUAAAGCUUAGGAGAGUUUAAGGGUUGCACAAAAGGUUUGUAUUGGUUGAGUUCACAUUCUGGUAGGUCGUUGUCUAUUUCUUUUCAAAGUGUAUUUGAAAGUUUUGGGAACUAUUUCUCUGUACACUCUUUGAUGCUUUGUUUGUCUCUACACAUUAGGAAAUACAUGUCUGCAUUCAGGAUAUUGUUAAACAUUGCAUAGGGUUAACUGGAAUAUGAGCUUUAUGUAGCUCUAUUUAUCAUCCAGUUUAGGCUUAUCUCAUUGUUUUGAACCCCAGCCAGUCAUGGGCCAGACACAAGUUGAAUGUUAGGACAAUGUGAGACUUUUGACUUUUCCCAUCAUCAUUUAAAAUUGUCCAUAUCUCAAAAUGUCCUAAAAAUGUUUCCAUAAACAAACAAAAAACCUAAACUAAUAUUUUGUACAAAGGUGUAUUCAUAAUAAAUACCUUGCAAUAUUCUUGGUCAAUUUUGGUGGUGUAAAAAUUGAGAAAAAGAAUGUAUUCUAUAAUAUGACCUCAGCUACUCCACAUAGAAUAUUACUCUAGUUCUUCAUUUCAAAUCUUCUUCAUAAAAUCACAGUAAAUAAUAUGUUCAUGCCCCUAAGCUAAACUACUGCAUAUUCUUUUAAUGCUCUUUCUUCUCUACUAGAGCCUUGAAUAUAUAACACUUUCAAUUCCUAAUUUUGGAUGUCAAGACAUAUCUAGUAAAAACUUGUAGCCUACAUUUAAUCUUAACCUUGGAGGUCUAUUUAUACUGAUCACUCAGUCAAAUCUUUAUUUCAAAACAUGUCAAUUAUUUAAGUUGGGGUAACUCUAGGAGUAAAAGCAAAAGGUAGCUAACACUUUAAAUAAGCAGAACUGCAAUUUCCCUGAGGGCAGCUUACUCUAGCAGAUGAGUUGAUUGUAGCCAACUUUCAUCAGAUCUGAUUGCGGCUUAAUGUCUUUUUUUUUUUUUUCUAUUUCUGUACGGGUAGUGAGUUUAAGUCAAGAAUAUAUGAUUAAUUGCAUUCUUGAGUUAUUCAUUGUUAGAACAUAAUAUGUCAGAUUGUUCAGAGAUAGAUUAAGACUGAUAGAUUAAGACUGAUUGAUACAAAUGAAAUGAAAAUAAUGCUAGAGUGUGACUGAAUAAAAAGACUGAAUAUGAUUCUGUUAAUUUUUUUGUUAUUGUUUUGCUACUGGUGUUUGAUUUGUUAUAAUUAAUUUUGUAGUGCACUAGCAAACAAAGUUUUAGAAUAAUUUAAUUUAACCUUUUUAAAAAAAUCUGUAUUUGAAUUUUCCUUCCUGUGACUAUGGCAAUGCAUUUUAUAAGUUUUGCAGAUCUUUUCUAAGCUAUUUUGACUUUUUAUACGUAGCAGUAAUUUAAACAUUUGUUUGCUUUUAUUAUCUUACAAGAAGAAGAAAAUCAUAAUUUAUUGUAAAUAAAUGGCAAGUACUCUUUAUCAUAGAUAUAGCCACAAAAAAAACACAGCAACAGACUUUGUAAACUAUUCCUCUCUACAUUUUUUAAAAGAAACAUUGAUUUGAAAAGUUCAAGUUAACUACAACUAAAACAAUGUCUAGCAGAGUUGUUUCUCUUUGUAAAAAAACAUGCACUUGCACAAUCACAUGACUAAUGGUUGCUGCAGGCUUAUAAAACAAAUAGUCAUUCAUGUGUAUAGAUACAUAGAAUAAACAUAUAGGUACAUUUUUAAAAAAUAAAUAUUUAUGAUGUAUGCAUGGUAUUUAGUACAUUGAUAAGUAAGAUCUUAUUGUAUACUUUUUUUUUCACCUGUCCAUUCACAUCAUUUGAUGUGUAAGAUUGCACAACACAGUCAUUUUUUUUUAGCAUGAAGUUUUUACAAUUAGAUUUGACUUUGUAUAAAAAGUUCAAAAUUUGUUAAGGAAAGAAGUUUGUGUGCAUAUUUCAAAUAGAAUUUUCAAAGCAAAAUCUAUUUUUGAAGUUUCUAGGAAUUGAUUGAUAUACCUUCUGAUUGUUUCCCUUGGAAUGAUUGAUUUCAAGACAAGUUUGUGUCUACUUUAAGUGACAUAAUCACAUGUCAGUAAUUGAUGAGAUGUACCACACAUAGUACAUAAACAUUUUUUCUUGGCCGUCCAGUUUUGUGUUUAUCUUCAUUUCACUCCAUUACUCAUGCUUUUAUUUUGUUCAACUGGAUCCUUUGUGUUUCUUUCCUUCUUUUAGUUCUAGUCCCUAGUCUUUGUUCAACAUCUAGAUGAAAGAUUCGACUGAUGCAUCGUUUUGAAACAGCUGAGCUUUGACCAUCUAGUUCUACACUGUUUCACAUUUUUACUGUUAAUUUGUAAUUUGAUUUUGUUUGUAGUUUUUUUGUUUCUUUGCCCUCUUUUAAAAUUGUAAAAUUUGACUCUUGGUAGAUAUUGAAAUUGUAUUUCCUUUGAUGUUCUAUUUUAGAAUAUACUCAAUGUGUGUGUGUGUAUAUGUAUGUAGAUAAUAAUUCCCUGUUAGUCAGGACUAAAAUGGUCCAUGAGUUUCUGUAUGUUGAGAGUCACUGCUCCAUAUGAUUUGACUUUCUUCUUCUAUGACUACAUAAUGGAUUUUAAAAGUAUUCCAUCAAAGCUCACUAGGGAAAGAUGUUUGUUACUACAACUAGAAUGAGACCUUAAGUUUAAACAUACAUGGUAGCACUCUAAUAAACAGUUAAAUGGGACAAGUACCAGCUUUUUGUUUUCCUAUCCAUCUUGUGCAUUGUUUGAUCUUAUUCCAUUUUUUCGUGUUUUGCAUUUUGAUAUUUUUUAACCAAUAGAUGUGGACUGGUUUUAACAAUGUUUUAAAUAAACUUGUUUGAUAAUGUAACUCAUUUUUUACUGGUUUAACUUUUUUUUUACCAACCUAAAUUGAAUGUUCAUUGUAGACAUGUAAUAGUAGAAGGGGAACAAUUGUGAUGUACAUUGUAAUGCCGAGAGACAAGUGUGGACAUUUUUGAAAGUAGCCAUUUUGUUGUGUUAUUUUCUUCCAAAUGUGUUGAUAUUUCAAACAAUCAUCUGAGCACAAAUUUGUUUUUUUUCACUUUAUUUAUGACAUCUUUUCAAUAAAUUACACAUUGGAUGAAAAAGAAAUUUG
This is a messenger RNA of Biomphalaria glabrata, 8106 nucleotides long. RefSeq names its product serine/threonine-protein kinase NIM1-like. Gene Ontology annotation, biological process: microtubule cytoskeleton organization; intracellular signal transduction; protein phosphorylation. Gene Ontology annotation, cellular component: cytoplasm. NCBI's taxonomy places the organism in Eukaryota, Metazoa, Mollusca, Gastropoda, Planorbidae. Gene Ontology annotation, molecular function: protein serine/threonine kinase activity; ATP binding; tau-protein kinase activity. The record is from RefSeq and is a predicted model, not a curated record. The coding region runs from base 816 to 2279 and encodes 487 amino acids. The transcript has 4 exons.